Messenger RNA from Paraphaeosphaeria sporulosa, 2384 nucleotides. RefSeq names its product cora family metal ion transporter-like protein. The transcript has a single exon. Gene Ontology annotation, cellular component: plasma membrane. The record is from RefSeq and is a predicted model, not a curated record. Gene Ontology annotation, biological process: magnesium ion transmembrane transport; intracellular magnesium ion homeostasis. Bases 151 to 2142 code for a protein of 663 amino acids. Gene Ontology annotation, molecular function: magnesium ion transmembrane transporter activity. NCBI's taxonomy places the organism in Eukaryota, Fungi, Ascomycota, Dothideomycetes, Pleosporales, Didymosphaeriaceae.
AGAGGUGGGCGCUCACAAGCGACUCACCGGGCAAAGUCGACGCUCUUGCGCCGCAAGAGUCGCUGCUGCUGCGAAGCCUUCACGCUGGCGUAAAUAUAGAAAAAGAAAGCACAAGAGCCGGAGCCGCAUUCGCUUGCCAAAAUCGCCAAGAUGACUGACACGCCACGAUCCGAGAAGUCGCAGACGAGGUACAGCACCCCGGUGUCUGACCUCGAUGACCACCGCAACCAGCCGGCAUCAAUGCCAAGGGCUGAUGCCUCCCCAGCUCGCUCCCGCAGGCCAACCUUCGUGAGCGUCCAGGGCGUUUCCGAGCGCCUCACCCCGCUGCACCUUGUCAACGAAGCCCUCGAGGCGCACAAUGUUACCGCGCGCGACUUCGAAACCGCCGUCGUGGACGAUGACGAGACGCACCUGGCUCCUGAUGGGGCAUAUGGAAGGCGUGGCUCGCUGGCUCACAGCCCCAUGGCCCGCCGUGAUACCUUCAGGCGGCCUCGAGAUCCUACUGUUGAACGUCUGAGGCGCUCCCGGGCAUCCUCCACGACGUCGCGAUCGACGUCCCCACCCAAUUCCGUGGAUGCCUUCGGCGAUCUUCGACCGCGGCGCCGCGCUGGGACUGUUAACAGCCGUCCUCCGUCUGUUGCAGAGAUCGAAGCUGAGCUCCAGCGGACCGUCUCUGGUGGCACACGCCGACGCCCGACCAUCAGCGAUGAACGCCCUGAUAUUCAUCGUGCCGAUACCGCCUCCACGCACAGCUCUGCGGAAGAAGAUGUCUGUUUCCCAGUGCAAGAAGAUACGGGCAAGACAACCCGGUUCGACUAUGAAGAGCUGGAGGAGUUUGUGGUCGAGAAUCAAACCAAGACGCCCAUCGGCAACCUGCACCGCAAGCCAAGCGUGGAGUCCCGCCUUUCCAGCAAGAAGCCUCGGGUCUUCAACGACCUACGCCCAAAGUCUGGACAUUCUACUCCUCCCAAGGCGGAUUUGGAUGCCAUGGCAAUCAAAGAAGGCGUUGACCCUGCCAUUCAGGAGAAGCUCGCCGAGGAAGGUCUAUCCCACAUGUUCACCGUCGACAAAACCACCAGCCAAGUGGAGAUGCCUCUCAACCGGUGGACUUUCUUCUCGUCCGAGCUGGACGACACCAUCCACGCUGCCGAGCUGGGUGGCCUCCUGAUGCCUGGCGAACGCUUCCGCGACCUCUUUGAGCCCCCCGCAGAAGCUGGAGUCUGGUGGUUGGACAUGGUGAACCCAACAGAAGAGGAAGUAUUUGCGAUCUGCAAAGCUUUCGGGGUGCAUCCCCUUACCCGCGAGGAUAUUGCAAUCCAGGAGCCUCGCGAGAAAGUGGAACUCUUCCACAAGUACUACUUUGUCUGUUUCCGUUCGUUUUUCCAGACCGACAGGGACUCGGAGGACUACCUUGAGCCUAUCAACUUCUAUGCCGUGGUCUUCAAGGAGGGCAUUCUGUCAUUUACGUUCACUGAGAGCCCUCAUGCGCUCAAUGUUCGCAAGCGCAUCAGCCGACUUCGGGAUUACAUCAACCUCAAUGCCGAUUGGAUCUGCUACGCCCUCAUUGACGACAUCGUUGAUAGCUUCGCGCCCGUCCUUCGUACUAUCGAGCAAGAGACGGACACCAUUGAAGACCAGGUCUUCAUUGCACGCAUCGAGGACUCUCGCGAGAUCCUACGCGCCAUCGGCGACUGCCGCAAGAAAGUCAUGCAACUGCUCCGUCUUCUCGGCGGCAAAGCAGAUGUCAUCAAGGGCUUCGCCAAGCGCUGCAAUGAAUCUUACAGCGUAGCGCCUCGCGGAGACGUCGGGCUCUACCUCAGCGAUAUCCAGGAUCACGUCGUGACGAUGAUGUCGAACUUGGGCCAUUUUGAGAAGAUGUUGAGCAGGUCGCACUCCAACUACCUUGCGCAGAUCUCGGUCGACCAAGUCAUCCAGGGAAACCAGUCCAACAUUACGCUCGGUAAGGUCACGGUCAUCGCGACCAUUCUUGUUCCGCUCAAUCUGAUUUGCGGUCUGUUCGGCAUGAACGUCAAGGUGCCUGGACAGGACGGUAGCAUUGCCUGGUUCUUUGGCAUCCUUGGGACUAUCGUCUUGUUCGUUGCUACGUGCCUGAGUGUUGCCAAGCGCAUGAGGUUCAUCUGAUUUCGAUUAUGUGUUUGCGACCUUUUGGUCAUAUACGAGUCCCUGUUUUCACUGCACUGUCUUGUACAUGUCGUUCACCAUUUUGCUUGUCGUUUUCUUUUUGUUGCAGAGGUGUGCUUAGAGCAAGGUGCGAUCGGAAGAGUCCAGUUAUACAUAGCGCUUAGUGAUGGAGAAAGUGCGGGUUCUUACAUGUUAGUACUGUUGCUUUCCUUGUAUAGAUGUUCUAGGUCAAUGGAUGAUGA